Durusdinium trenchii is the source of this 3184-nucleotide messenger RNA. The record is from the annotation of a GenBank genome assembly. Lineage: Eukaryota; Dinophyceae; Suessiales; Symbiodiniaceae.
AGUUCACCUAGCUUGAACUUUUCCGCAUGGUUGGCACAUGAGAUGCGCCCGUGGUCCACCAACUUCGACACUUCCGCUGGUGUUCCUGCUCUUGGGCUUCCCUUGGCGCACCGGUCACUGGGUGCCAAUGGCAUCGCCGGUGCGGCGCUGGAGACGUGUGCCAGGUGAGGCCCUGAUGUUUGAAAGCGGAAUAGAAGGGGAAAGAGAACUCUAGUUACUAGUAGCGAAAUGGAAGGAAUAGUCAACAUGAAAAAGAAAGAAAAGUGGUGAUGAAGGGAUCUGGAUUCCUGUUGGAUAUCCAGGAAGUGUCCAUAGCAGGUCCAUAGAAGUCCAGGGGUUCAGAGACUCCAGUGUCCGCUGUUCCUCUAGCUAGUAGCGUCCUUGUUCCUAGUAAGGCCAGGAGCCCCGUUCGUAGCGUCCGAUCGCUCCUAGUAGCGAUGCCGAUGCCCUUUCCUCCUAGUAGCUUCAUGUUCCUACUAAGAAGUGUUUGCCAAAGAGCUUGGGGGAAGGCCUUCUUGCAAACUUCUUGUGUUCCUCUGAAACUCGGAAACCCCUUUUGCAACACAGUUUGGCCGGAACAAGGACGCUACUCUGGCCUUAGAAACGAACGGAGCGAGAAAGGACGCGAACCGAACGGAACCAAAUUGGCAUCGCUACGAAGAGGACCGACUCCCAAGACUCCAACACGAAACGAGAGAUCGGGGGUGUAGACCACGAAACGUGUAGCUCGGCAGCUAGUAGCUUACUUAAGCUAGUAUGGGCGCAGGAUAGCGAAGCGUUUCUUCAAGCUCCCAAGGCGGUGGGGGAAGCUUCCUUGAAGAGGCGCUGGCACUAAUGAUUUGGUUCCUAGAUUUUGAGGGUUCCUAGAUUUUUUGCGAAGCUUAACUAAUAGUAGUUUAGCUUCAGGAGCAAGGACGCUACUAGUAGCUCCUGGAACAAGGGCAUCGAUACUAGUAACAAGGGCAUUACUAUAGUAGCAAAUAGCUACUUUGAAGUGGCAUCCCCAAUUUCUCGGUUUACAAUUCAGCACCAAAAGAGGUGGAAACCGGUUUUUUCCAGUUGCUCUGAGCAACAGAGGCCCCCAAAUUGAGAACCCAAGUGCUUCCUUUUCAUUGUCCCAGUGGCCCUUCGUUUUGACCUACGACCAUAAAGGGUUUCUAAGAUCGUUCGACUUUAUGCCCCUCCACGGGCAAAAUGGACAACGUCACCACUACGUUGUCGAUCUCUUGCAGAGUUUGUUUUUGUUUUUCCGGAUAAAAAGCGACUUAAAAAUUAAAACAAUCCGGUCUUCCGUCUGGAGGCCAUCGCUAGUAGGUUGGAGGCCAUCGCUAGUAGGGGUCUUCCGUCUUGUGCAUUUCUUGGUGGACUGGACAUGCCACUUGUCGCCCCGAUCUCAGCUGCCGCCGGGGAUUCAGCGGACACGGCAUCCGCCACUGCGCCGGUGGUGGUUUGGCUGCGGAACGAACUGCGGCUUUGCGACAACCCAUUGCUGCAACGGGGGCUCCAGCUGGCUAAAGGCAACCUGCAGCUAGUGGUGUGCUUAGAUCCCCGUGAGUUUCAGGCGACCACCGCCUUUGGAAGCCCCAAGGUCGGAGAGCUGCGAAAGCGCUUCGUAGAGGAGUGCCUGUGCGACCUCCGGCGGCGUGUGGCUGAAAGAGGCUCGAGGCUGUUGGUCCAGCAAAAGGCACCAGAAGAGGUGCUGCCAGCAUUGGUCUCGGAGGGCUCAACUGUACUGGUCACGGCGCAAGUCUGUUCGGAGGAGCGUGCGGUGGAGCGGCGGGUCCGGAAAGCCUUGGAGGCCAAGGGAGCUGCCUUGGAGGUUGUCCCUGCAGCAGGCAUCACAGACCUCGUGGGCCCGGAAGAAUUGCAACGCGCAGGGGUGCCGAGCGGCGAAGAGUUCCCGGUGAUCUUCCAGCGGUUCUUUUUGCCGUUGAGACCUUUCCUCUUGGAGAUUUGCCAAAAGGGCCUCUCCGACGCUCCGGUGAACCUGCCAAGCGCGAGCGGUGCGGAGUUGGAGGACGAGGAGCUACGGCUUACGGAUGCGGUGCCAGGCACAGACAUCCGAGGUGGAGAGACUGCGGGCUUGGAGCGCAUGACUGUCUGGCUGAACAGCGGCUUCCGGAGUUACAAAGAUACCUUCCGGAGCCUUCAAGGUGACUACUCAUCGAGGCUGGGAGCCCACUUGGCCUAUGGCUGUAUCUCACCUCGGCGCCUGGUGAAGGAGGCACUCUCACACGGCUCGGGCCAAUCCUCCGUCCAUGUGGAGCAUUUCGUCUAUGAGAUGUGCUGGCGAGACUUCUUCCGGCACACGGCCGCACGCUGGGGCACUGGGCUCUUCCAUGUGGCAGGCCCUGCCGAGUGCGGUGCUCACGGAAUGAGCAGUGAGAGCAGCUGGAAAAGGGACCUUGGUGCUGAGAGGAGAUGGAAGGAAGGCUCGACCGGUGUGCCAUUGGUGGACGCAGCGAUGCGAGAGUUGAACGAGACAGGCUACAUAGGGAACCUGGCAAGGCAGUUCGUGGCGGCUUUUCUCAUCGAAGACUUGCAGAUCGACUGGCGCGUGGGCGCGGACUGGUUCGAGGCGACGCUCGUGGAUUACGACGUGCACAGCAACUGGGGCCAAUGGGCUCGCUCUGCAGGCGUGGUCCCUACCAACGAGGCGAAGCGUAACCGAGUAGGUGGCACCCGCUACUACGACCUGGCCAUGCAACGCCCAGAGGUCAGUGACUACGUGAGGAAUUGGCUGCCCGAGUUGCAGGAUGUCGCAGACGAGGAGCUUUUCUCUCCCUGGACGAACAGCUGGCCCAUCGGGAAAGUGCUCAGUGCUACUUCGAAUGGGAGCUCGUACAGCAAGCCUUUGAUCUCGAUGCGGUUGAAGCAGUACUUCGAGUCGGUGAGUGGAGCCUCCAGGUUGUGCGGCUUGCCCAGCCCGCGACGAGCCAAGAAAGGCAAAGGCCAACGGAAAGGAGGCGGAGCUCCUCGAGCAACCGCGGCCCUGCGCUGGGCCACCAGCGAUUCGCGCUUUCAUGGGAGCUGAGGCCGUUUACCUUUUCGAGUGACAGAGAAGCUCUCGUUUGUGGUUUCAGAUCACCCAUACCGGGUUCACCCGGCUUGGCCAUUUGGCGAGUUUGGCACUGGGAGCUGAAGAACAGCUGCCCAGAGGAGAAUCAUCCAAGAUCGUUAGGAA